AUGCUUGUAAGGUUCUUUCUAGAAUAAGUUCAUUCAAUUACACACAUGUGAAACGUUGAUCUUCAUAUAAGUAUGCAAUAUGCAACAUAUAUAACACCAUAUGCUUGUAAGGUUCUUUUUAGAUUUAGCAAGUCUAUCAAUAUGUCUUUCACCUUGCAAGUUUUUAUCUUCUCUUCUCUUCCUUUCAUUAUUGCCUUAUUUCUUUUGAAAUCAUAUCUUUCUUCUUCAAAUUCCCACAAAAACCUUCCACCAUCUCCACGAAAACUACCGUUAAUUGGAAACCUUCACCAACUAGGCUCGAGCCCGCAUCGUGCCUUUCAUGCCAUGGCUCAGACUUAUGGUCCACUCAUGUUGAUUCGCCUUGGUAGCAUACCAGUACUUGUAGUCUCCACUGUUGAUGCAGCUCGAGAAGUUAUGAAAACUCAUGAUUUAGUAUUUUCAAAUAGGCCGAAUUUAAGCAUCCCUAGUAGACUUUUUUAUGAUUCCAAAGAUAUGGCUUUUGCACCAUAUGGAGAGUAUUGGAGGCAGAUAAAGAGCAUUGCAGUGAUACAUCUUUUAAGCAACAAAAGGGUUCAGUCAUAUCGACACGUGAGAGAGGAGGAAAUGUCCCUUAUGAUGGAGAAGAUUCAAAAAUCUGAUGAAUCGGUUGUUAAUAUAAGCGAGUUACUUAUUUCACUUACAAAUAACGUAAUAUGUAGGGUGGCUUUGGGUAGGAGGUAUGAUGGGAGGAAGUUUAACAACUUGUUAAAAAGCGCUUUAGAGUUAUUAGGAUGUUUUAGUGUCGGGGCUUAUAUUCCGUCUCUAAGGUGGGUCGAUCAACUAAGUGGAUUAGAGCGAAGAGUUGAUAAAGUUGCUAAAGAAUUUGAUGAAUUUUUAGAGGGUGUUCUAGAAGAACAUGUAAACAAGAACCGGGUUGAUGUUAAAUGCGAAGAUCUUGUUGAUGUUUUAUUAGAAAUUCAAAGAGAUAACAUGACCGGUUUUCCCCUUGAGGAUGAUAUGAUUAAGGCUCUCAUAUUGGACAUAUUUAUGGCUGGAACUGAUACUACUUUCACAAGCCUAGAGUGGACACUCUGCGAGCUAUUAAGACACCCACAAGCAAUGAAAGAACUGCAACAAGAAGCACUAAAAAUAGGCCAAGGAAGAUCAAUGAUUACCGAAGACCAACUAGAAAAAAUGGUCUACCUAAAAGCAGUUCUUAAAGAAACCCUACGACUACACACUCCAAUUCCACUACUUGUUCCUCGUGAAUCAACACAAGACGUCGAACUACUCGGCUAUGACAUCCCAUCCGGCACACAAGUUAUCAUCAAUGCAUGGGCGAUAUCAAGAGACCCUUCAAAGUGGGAAGCGUCCGAGGAGUUUAGACCAGAGAGAUUCUUGAACAAUCCUAUCGACUAUAAAGGGUUUCAUUUCGAGUUGAUACCAUUCGGUGCUGGACGAAGAGGGUGUCCAGCUAUUCAAUUUGCAAUGAUUAUUAAUCAACUUGUUUUGGCUAAUUUGGUGUAUAAGUUUGAUUUGGUCGUGAUGGAGAAAGAUCAUGUCUUGGAUAUGAGCGAGACGAGUGGUCUUACUGUUCAUAAGAAGCGUCCUAUACUAGUUUCAGCAACUCCUAUUGCUUAAGUUGCACUUCGUGUUUCUAUAUAUUGUUACUUGAUAAAAGUAAAUGUUUCGUAUAUAUUGAGAUUGUUUGUAUUUCA
Helianthus annuus (common sunflower) is the source of this 1697-nucleotide messenger RNA. Its product is annotated as 3-beta-hydroxylase. NCBI's taxonomy places the organism in Eukaryota, Viridiplantae, Streptophyta, Magnoliopsida, Asterales, Asteraceae. Gene Ontology annotation, molecular function: heme binding; oxidoreductase activity, acting on paired donors, with incorporation or reduction of molecular oxygen; monooxygenase activity. The transcript has 2 exons. The record is from RefSeq and is a predicted model, not a curated record. The coding region runs from base 73 to 1620 and encodes 515 amino acids.